AUGAGCGCAAUCAACGCAUCAGCCUCGUCGCAGGGACAAAAGCGCAAGAGAGAAGAGAAGGAUGUGAACAGCAAGAAGGUGCAAAGCGACAAACCUCCGGCGUCAAUCUACAAGAACCUACAACUGGCCGAGAAGCCCGUAUACAAAAAUCUCCAGAUCGCCGAGUCGCUGAAGGCACAAUCGAAAACGAAGAAGGCACGCAUCGACAGAUUUCAAAAGACCGAGAACCCGAAAUUCAAGAACCUGCAGAUCGCCGAGUCGCAAAAGACAGCGCCCCAAAAAGCACGAGACGACGCAGUGCAGAAAGAUGAAUCACAAAAGCAGGACUUCAGAAACAACAGACAACACAACCCGCUGGCCGCUAAGCAAAACAGGUUGCUACAAGUCCGACAGAGUCUGCCCAUCUGGCCGCAGGCUACAAACAUUCGAAAUGCCCUCCUCGAGAACCACGUCUUGAUCCUUGCCGGUGAGACUGGUAGUGGUAAAUCGACUCAGGUCCCUCAGUUCCUCCACACUUCCGCAUGGUGUACUGGACGUGUCGCCGUCACUCAGCCUCGUCGUGUCGCUGCUGUCUCGCUUGCCCGCCGUGUCGCUGAAGAAAUGGGCACACCCCUUGGAAAGAGCCCCCAGUCGCUGGUCGGUUACAACGUUCGUUUCGACGACAAUGUUGGCAAGAACAACAGGAUCAAGUUCCUCACCGAGGGAAUGUUGUUGCAAGAGAUGUUGAGAGACCCUGCUUUGGCCGAGUACAGCUGUGUCGUCGUUGAUGAAGUCCACGAGCGAAGUGUCAAUGUAGAUUUGCUUUUGGGUUUCCUAAGAGGUCUUGUUACUGGCACGGGUGAAGCGGCCAAGAAGCGAAAAGGAAAGCCCCUCAAAGUUGUUGUCAUGAGUGCUACGGCCGAUACUGAGAAGUUGAAAGACUUCUUCAGCGAAGGCUUUGGACAACCUCCAACCGUAGACAGCAUACCUACCGUGAAUGACGGUGAACCGGUCUUGGACAAGGAAGAGACAUCUGUCGAGAAGUCGCAAGAGUCAUCUGUCUUGAGCUCGAACAAGAUUUCAACGUGUUUCGUCGAGGGCAGAAUGUAUCCUGUACAGACAGAAUACCUUUCUGAGCCUACACGAGACUUCUCCGAAGCAGCCUUGUUACAGAUUUUCCAGAUCCAUCGCAAGGAGCCCAUGCCUGGAGACAUCUUGGUCUUUCUGACUGGUGGAGACGUCAUCACAAAUCUUCAACAAGCGAUCGAGGACAUGAUACCGAAUGUGAUCACCAAGGACUCUGGCCUGCCGAAGCUGCUUGUACUACCCCUGUACGCAGCACUUUCACAGGCACAACAACAAGCCAUCUUCUCACCUGCUCCUCCAAACACACGCAAAGUAAUUCUGGCGACUAACAUUGCUGAAACGUCCAUUACCGUACCAGGUGUUCGAUUCGUCGUUGAUAGCGGAAAGGCCAAGAUCAAGCAAUUCCGCAAUCGUCUUGGUCUCGACUCGCUCCUUGUAAAAGACAUCUCGAAGUCUUCCGCCAUCCAACGUCAAGGUCGUGCGGGAAGAGAAGCAGCCGGCAAGUGUUUCCGCCUGUACACAAAGUCAAACUUCGAGACCCUAGAGAAGGAUACUGUUCCGGAGAUCCUACGAUGCGACUUGAGCUCGGCAGUGCUUACCAUGAAGGCGAGAGGUGUUAACGAUGUCAUGGACUUUCCACUUUUGACACGUCCGUCAAGGGAGGCAAUGGAGCGUGCAUUGUUGCAACUACUCCAACUCGAUGCAUUGAACCCAGAAGAUGGAAACAUCAGCGACCUGGGCCGUAAGAUUGCGCGACUACCUCUGACCCCAGCGCACGGCAGAACAAUCAUAGCAGCAGCCGAUCCCGAGAUGGGAUGUCUGUUACCGGUGAUCGACAUCGUUGCUUGCUUCAAUUCAGAGAACAUAUUUGUUGAAGUCAAAGACCAAGACGCAAACGACGAGGCCAGAGAAGCACGAAACAAGCUCUCAUGCCGUCAAGGAGACCACUUGACUCUCCUCAGCGCCGUGCAAGCCUACGCAUCAGAACGCACUGACCGCAAGCAAUGGGCCAAGCAACACCUAGUCUCGCACCGCUCCAUGCAGAACGUAAUGGACGUCCGCAAACAACUCCGCGCCCAGUGCCAACAAGCCAAGCUCCUGACAAAAGAAGAACUCGCCAAUGCCGACGACGACAAUCUAGCUACCGUCUCUGAGUCCACCGGCAACAACAUCUUGAAGUGCUUCCUUCGCGGCUUCCCCACCAAUGUCGCUAGAUUAGUGCCUGAUGGCAGUUACAGGACUAUCCAUGGACACAUGGCUGUGGCUAUCCAUCCCAGCAGUGUGUUGUAUGGCAGGAAACUCGAGGCUAUCUUGUACAAUGAGUUUGUGUACACGAAUAGGACGUAUGCUCGUAGCGUCAGUGCUAUUCAGAUGAACUGGCUGGAGGAGAUAUAUUCGGGAUCGAGUUAG
Molecule: messenger RNA, 2475 nt
Organism: Aureobasidium namibiae CBS 147.97
Lineage: Eukaryota; Fungi; Ascomycota; Dothideomycetes; Dothideales; Saccotheciaceae
Product: putative ATP-dependent RNA helicase
Exons: 1
Coding region: 1-2475 (824 amino acids)
Cellular component (GO): catalytic step 2 spliceosome; intracellular anatomical structure
Molecular function (GO): ATP binding; RNA binding
Source: RefSeq, a predicted model, not a curated record